UUUGCAAAAAUGUCCAAAGCGGUUUUACUGGUGGCUCUCUGCUUUUUACCGGUUCUAACCAUCGCGGCUAGGCCGAAUAAGAACCCGUUUGUCGUGCGAGGCCGUGUCUAUUGCCACACUUGCCUCGCUGGUUUCGAAACAUCAGCCUCUACUUACAUUCCUGGUGCGGUGGUUAGAUUGGAAUGUAAAGACAGGAGAACAAUGGAGUUAACUUAUAGCCACGAGGCGCGCACCGACUCAACAGGAUCAUACAAGAUCUUGGUUAACGAAGACCAUGAUGAUCAGUUCUGUGAUGCAACGUUGGUUAGCAGCUCUCAGUUACGUUGUUCCACUCUCUCCCCUGGCCAUGACCGUGCCCGUGUGACUCUCACCCGUUUUAACGGUAUUGCUUCAGAUGAGCGUUUUGCUAACACUAUGGGAUUUCUGAGGGAUGCACCAAUGCCAGACUGUGCGGAUGUUGGUGCGGGAUUUAGCACCUCGAAGUCAACCGGCGCAAACCGUACCACCUCCAACACACCCGAUGUCACGGGCAUCGCACCUGCUCAAGACAACGUUGCAACACAGCGCGAUGUAUCAAUCAGGCCGGCUACCGCCGUGUAUGUUCGCCGCCCCGUCACCGAGUCAAGGAACAUGACUAAUGCCUCCUCCAAACUCCCACUUGAGGCCAGAUCUGAAGGGGAGACCAGCCAGGAAGCAGGGCGAACUCGAGAAGAGACAACCAACCGCGACACGGAGCUCUCCGAUGAACAACCAAGCGAGGAAGAUGCAUNGGACUUCUCCAUUGUAAGGCAUCGAUUAUUGAAUACAAUUAUUGAGUUCACUUCUUGUUCUUAG
Messenger RNA from Camelina sativa (false flax), 834 nucleotides. The record is from RefSeq and is a predicted model, not a curated record. NCBI's taxonomy places the organism in Eukaryota, Viridiplantae, Streptophyta, Magnoliopsida, Brassicales, Brassicaceae.